Aspergillus saccharolyticus JOP 1030-1 is the source of this 5558-nucleotide messenger RNA. RefSeq names its product mitotic regulator LTE1. The transcript has 3 exons. Gene Ontology annotation, cellular component: plasma membrane. The record is from RefSeq and is a predicted model, not a curated record. NCBI's taxonomy places the organism in Eukaryota, Fungi, Ascomycota, Eurotiomycetes, Eurotiales, Aspergillaceae. The coding region runs from base 345 to 5348 and encodes 1667 amino acids. Gene Ontology annotation, biological process: Ras protein signal transduction; positive regulation of GTPase activity. Gene Ontology annotation, molecular function: guanyl-nucleotide exchange factor activity.
GUUCCUCAGGCACCGUCCUACUGCUGUUCUAUUAUUAUCUAUCAACUACCCCCCGGUCACGUAUAAUACGUGCCCCAGACGUGCUAGGUAGUUUCCCUUCCCACCAUCGCGCCUCAUCUCGUGCUACUGCAGACAUCGCCAAUGUUCAGCCUCCUUCACUUCGUCCGAUAAACGACCGCCCUCGUGAACGUUCUCUGGUCAUGUCGUUUCGCAGGCAUCUAUUGCGAUCCCAGCGUGGACUCUACCUGUAUCCUCAUUCCUGCUAGUUCGCGACCCUGGCCUAUCGCGAUUUUUGUGGUCAUUCAGUGGACGUGCGGCUGCUUUCGUGUAAUUCAGGGUUUGCUAUGGCGUCUAGUUCGAGUGCUGUCGCGGGAACCCCGGGUCAGCUGCAGACAAGCAUCUGUCCGACGUGGGUCGACCUGGGGUCUCAAGGAACUGCAUCUGGAGAUGCAGAUAUCCGGUAUACGACAUCCGAUCUUCGACGCGCCCACACAGUAACACACGGCACGAACACCCGGGAUAAGCCUACUGCGAACGCCAAAACAACCCGUGAGCGGAUAGCGACCUCAUUUCUGCGUGUCAAGGACAGUCAUGAACUCUUGCGCAAGCGCUCCUUUAAGCGGGCCAAUGCCCCUCAGACUGCCGGCGAACCCCUAUCGACAACCAGAGAACCCAAUCAUUUCACGGUGGGUAAUGUUGGCCAGAACGGGGCAAUUUUUCUAAGGCCGAUUCGCAAUCCAUCAACCACAGAACCCUUCCAGGCGCCUUCCGCCCCUACCUUGAACAAAACCCGACAAGAGCAUCUACAACCGCACGCACAUACUGGACGCGACAGGGCACAGCCCUCCAGGUGGUCGAACUCGCAGCUCUCCGAACUCCGCCCAGAUCUUAUUCCGGAAGAAGGCCCCGAGGAUGACAGCUCGGUCGACACAGAAUCGGCGCAUUCUCAACAUCACCAUCUUCACCCUCGUCCCCGGAAAGCGCACUCAUUUUCCACCGUCUCCGAACAAUGGUCGGAAGUCCGUCGCCCUGAAGAGCUUCAGAUAUUCAUUGAACAAGCGGCUGGCAGACCCAAAACUGCUGAUGAACCGUUACGCCGCCCUUCGGAUAGUGCCAUUACUCCAUACCACCUGGGUUGGCCACUACCAACCCUCGACAAUGAAACCGCGCUGCUUAGCUCAGUAUACGUGAGGACAUCUCUGUCAACGGACCUGCGCGCCUCGGAUAUACCUCGAGAUUAUUGGAUUAACACUGCGGCGCCCAAUGCUUAUAUCAGGGAUCCAGUUCGACCCUCUUUCGCCGGCUCUUUCUUCUCCGGAACUGGUGCUAUUGAGAUGCCCCUGGGUCCAGCAAUCAACGAGCAGUCGACCUAUGAGCUCAAGGAGCCUAUUGAACCAUCCAUAUUCGAGGUCCUGGCUUCGCAAAUGGAUAAAGAAUCGGUUGUGCGCUACGUCGCUGGCACGAAAGACAUCAGCGCUGCCACCCCUGCACGAAUCGUGGCACAGAUAUCAUCGGCCUCUUUUAUGGACUACGAGCUUGUUUCGGACUUCUUUCUGACUUUCCGGUCCUACCUGGCCCCUAGCACACUUUUAGCACUGCUACUGGCUCGGCUUCGAUGGGCGAUCAAUCGGCCACAGGAUGACGGCAGAAUUAUCCGCAUCCGUACCUUUGCCGCACUCCGACAUUGGAUCCUAAAUUACUUCGUGGAUGAUUUUGUUCCUGAUUACAGCUUGCGAGCAUCCUUCUGCGAGACGAUCAACGGCAUGUAUAUCGAUGUGAAAGCCCGGCAAGGGGGAGGAUUGAGUGAUUUGAAGAUUCUCAUUGAUCUCAAAAGAUGCUGGUAUGGCAAGUGCUCUCUUUACUGGGACACCGCGGAGCAGCAUGUCGCGUUCCACAGCCCUGAAGUUGCUAUUCGUCCGGGUGGUGGUGAAGAUGAUAUGACUGUGGACGCAACUGGCGAUAAAGUCCUAGCUGUCGGGGGCCCGGACUUCAAUUUGGGAGUCGGCCUUGAGCGUAGUGUCUCGCACACUGCUAGUCAUCACCAGCGGAACAAUUCAGCUACUACAUCAGGAAGUCUGCCAAUAACCACAACCAGUGAUCGCAGCAUCCAUGCAACCUCGUGUUCUCUGCCGCCCAAGUCCCCUAAACGACUUUCCUUGGUCGUCAACCCUAACAAAGCACCGCACCCUGUGCCACUUGCACCAUUGAAAUUGGUAUCGUCUCGGGAUGCAGUACCACCUUCGCCUCUCACCACCCGUCGUCUUCCAUAUUCGAGCCACAAGCACAAACGUAGCGGAAGCUUUUCCGACUCUGUCAGAGAUGACCGUGCACCUUUCUCGUUCCUCUCCUCGGGACAACACCCUGCUUCUACAUAUGCAGUGCUCAAUCUAGGGAGCUUGAUACGCGGAGAACUUUACCCUCCGGCGGAGUCGUACACGAUAAUGAUGGCGCCGCCAUCGCCUCCUCUGCCAUCAUCUGCUAGAGACGUUUCCCCCAAUCGACGGAACACUUUAAACACGACAAGCAAACCUAGUUCGUCUGGGUCGGGGGUCAAAACCAUUAUUGGGUCUAUUCGCCGUGCACUGAACAGUCGACAUGGCGGACCAAGCGGUUCCCGCGGCAUGCAAGGACAAACAACCCCAUCUUAUCAAGGGAGGAUAUCGGCGCUCCCGAAUAAUGUCGCAUUUGGAUCCGAUCUCUACCGUGAUAAGAAGGCGACUACGGCGACUAAACGGCGGUUCAGGAUCGACACGCUGUGUGAUGAGGCCUUACGACAAUACCGUUCAGCCGUGACCGAACAAGCGAAAUCAAAGCCGGUCGUCUUGCCCCCUGGAACUUUCCAGCAUUCCACUGCGGCAGAAAAUGAGACGGAGACUCACCUCGCCACAGCUGGUUUGACUAGACUGGACAGCCAGCUGACUGCAGGUAGUGAGUCAAUCGUCAUUGUGGAUGGCACUGGCAUUGCCGUGCCAAUGAUGCCGGGAGCAUUUGGUGCAGACGCUAGUUUGGAAGAGCCUCCCCGAUUCUUGGAAGCAGAGCCCUUUUCACAAACACUAAACGCUCCAUCCUUGCAAGUACACUCUCAAAGGUCAACGCUUGCCACUGGCGAGUAUUCACUCCCCGUUUACCUCGAUGAGAGCGAGUCGGGUACAUUGAGCAGAGCGUCUAAGUUCCUCCGUCCUUCGGGUUCGAGUUCGUCGCGCAGAUCAUACUCAGUCGAACGCGGGUCGGCAUUCUGUAAACGAACCUCGCCCUCGCUGCGCCUACGUAAGUAUGCGUCAUUCCAAAGUGGGAUCUCCAAGCUGCGCCUCACAUUGGGUAGCGAGCCCACUGUCGCCGUUUCUGCUCAAUAUUCGCGGCAAGAAUUGGAUAGACCGGCAGGCCCGACGCUCCGCAGGCGCCCCGGUGGAGACCUUCGCCAAAUGCGAAAUGAAAGUUGUCCUCAAUCUCGAGUGCACUCGCAAUCGAUGCUGUCUGAUGUGACCCAUCGCACUUCUGGUGCGGACAGUUUCGAUACCCGGCUUGAAAACCCUGGCUCUCGACCUCAAACAAGUCUUAUCCCACCAAAUCCGCGAUAUUCUUUGAUAACAACGCACUCGUCUCAAAACAUGCGGCGCUCAUUUGAAGCAGCCAUUGCUCAAUUUGCACAAAUCCCGGAUGAUGGUGACGGAGGUGUGGAAUCAGCGCUGCUAAAGCUGGAGGGCAAGUGGCAAGGUCAACCAGCCUCGGAUCAAGAAACUGCCUCCAAUGAAGCAGAACAUUGGUCUCAAGGUCAUAGCUUGAAUAGUUUCUGUGAAGAGGAUCAAUGUUAUCGACAUCAAGCCGCGCACCAUCAACCCGGACCGGCGACUACUGUCCGACGGCACGAGACAUUCCUUGGUGAUAGCUUGACCUAUUCACAGAUACAGGGACGUCUUCUUCACCAUCGGUCCUAUUCCCAUUCGGUAACAGAAACAGAGAACUCUAACAACUUAAUCCCAUUGCUUGAGCGAGGGCUGAGUGACGAUUCAAUGAAGAAGCCUGCAUCCGAUCCUCUCCCGUCGCAUGUCACCGGCUCUUCUCAAAUUCAAGCUAAUGAGAAUUCUAAUCGUAGCACAACGGAUGUGGACUCAGAGCAUUCAUCCCUUGACAUUGUGAGGAAGACUGAGAGCUUGAAUCGUAUACCACGAGGGUCUACGCUUCCGGUCGUUCUCCCUGGAUCACGCAAGCAGGCGGGUCGUCUGUCAGGGCUGUCCUCAGAAAUCUCCUUGGAUCCGAUUGAUGCACAAGCGGUCGAGCAGCAGGUGUCCCUCGAUACUCACCGGCUAAGCGAUGUGUCCCUGGGAAUUCCCCCUCAUCCUCUGGCCCACCCGCCGUCUCCUCCGAUGACCAUCCCAAAUACUCGAUCGAUCUCUUGCGCUACGCCCCUUAAUCCAAUCCUGUUUCCAACGCAACCUCUCACGCCCGAUCCCUCCCCCAGGAACGUUGCCGGUCAAGCAGACGGACGAGCUAUGGAUGUUGAGCAUGUAUCUGGUGAUGUACUCUCCCGCUCUGAGAAGAACCGCAAAACUCCUCAGCCAUUGAACGAUCCCAAACCCGACCAUGUACCCUUCGUUCUUUCUUGCGAAUCUCAUAUCCUGGCUCAGCAGCUGACCUUGGUGGAGAUGGCGGCAUUGAGCGAGGUGGACUGGCGGGAUUUGAUUGAAAUGCGUUGGAGCAGCGGCUCACCGUCGGCCCUCAGCUGGGUCCAGUUUCUCAGAGAAGGGGAAAGUCGGGGUAUUGACCUGGUAGUAGGCCGCUUCAAUUUGAUGGUCAAGUGGGUGCUAUCUGAAAUUGUUCUGACCCUCGAUUUACACGAGCGGGCUCGGACGAUAGCCAAAUUCAUCCAUACGGCAGUUCACGCCCGGAGGAUGUGUAACUACGCCACAAUGCUCCAGAUAGCGAUUGCUCUAUCAUCCACCGACUGCUCGAGACUCCAGAGCACAUGGGCCCUGGUUCCUCCUGCCGACAGGCACAUGCUGAAAGACAUGGAAUCUCUAAUUCAACCUAUUCGUAACUUUCAUGACCUCCGUGUGGAGAUGGAAACGGCGAAUGCUCAAGAUGGGUGCAUUCCGUUUGUUGGUCUCUACGUUCAUGACCUUACCUACAACGCACAAAAGCCAGCGCGAGUGACCACACACGAGGGUGAACCUCUGAUCAACUUUGAACGUUAUCGAACCACAGCCAAGAUAGUGAAGAGUCUUCUUCGCUUGAUAGAUGCAAGCACCAAGUACAAAUUUCAUCCGAUCCCUGGCAUCAUCGAACGUUGCCUGUGGAUCGCAUCGCUCUCCGAAGAGCAAGUCCAGCUGCGUAGCAAGCAGCUAGUUUGAACAACAUUUACGGCUCGACAUAUGACGAACCAUGUCGCUACACGAUCAACCUUUUAACGAGAUGAUACAAUUACUAAUUUGGGAGGACGGAUUGUUUUAUUGCAUGGAGCGCUCGUGAUCAUGUUGCGUCAGAUACCAAAUACCCCGAAUAUACCCUGGAUCGCGUUGGCGACGGACACAAUGGGUGCUAAAAUCUACUUGUCAUGUUUG